This is a messenger RNA of Microthlaspi erraticum, 1092 nucleotides long. NCBI's taxonomy places the organism in Eukaryota, Viridiplantae, Streptophyta, Magnoliopsida, Brassicales, Brassicaceae. The record is from the annotation of a GenBank genome assembly.
AUGGUGGCGUUAACGACUCAAUUAACAGCUUUUACCAAUCAAGUUGUUAACGCAGGGCAAAGAGAUAGGGGAAGAGAACCAAUUAGGGUUCAACAGGGCAGAAACAAUCGUGCCGCAGAGCCAGUUAGGGUUCAACAUGGUGGAAACAAUCGUGGUGUUAAUGUUGAAAUCUCUAGUUCUGAUGAUGAAGAUCUUGAGGACGAAGAAGAAUCUGAUCAAGAGAAUCGACAAAACAAUCAUGAUUAUAGAGUAAAGGCUGAUAUUCCAUUGUUCUAUGGAACUAUGGGAGUGGAGGAGUUUCUGGAUUGGCAGAUUGAUGUUGAUAGAUUCUUCGAUGUGAUGGGUGUUCCUGAGAGCAAACAAGUUAAGAUGGUAGCAAUCAGGCUGAAGAAAACUGCUGUGUAUGAAGACUAUGAGCAGAUUCUCUACAAGAUGUAUCUCGAAUGUGUUCAAGGUAAACGAACAGUGACAGAGUACACAGCUGAGUUUACCGUAUGGACUGUGCAAGAGGCUUCUAGUUUAGCUUUGAAGGCUGAGCUAAUGGAGAAGUCAACUCGCAGUUUUUCUUCAUUCAAGAGGUUUACACCUCAGAAUAACUACGAGGCAGCAAACGAAAAGGAAAAGAAUGUUGUAAGCAAAGAUCCCAACCCUGGAAAUAAAGGAGCUAGUAGUUCUACCACUACUCAGCAGAGUAAAGCACCAGCUCAAAGGCAGAAUAAUCCUUAUGCUAAACCAUCUCUUGAUAAGUGUUAUCGUUGCCAAGGACAAGGGGUUGAAUUUGCUGAAGAGGAGUCACAUGAGAAGAUAAACAUUGUGCUUCAGAGAAUCUUAUUGUCAUCUAAGGACGAAGGACAACGCAAGAAUUUGUUUAGAACACACUGCUCAAUUCAAAACAAAGUGUGUAAUGUGAUUGUGGAUAAUGGAAGCACAGAGAAUUUGGUUUCUCAAAAGCUGGUUGAUUUUCUGAAGUUGCCAACAAAAGAACAUGAGAACCCAUAUCCUCUUGGGUGGAUAAAGAAGGGCUCACAAGUUCGAGUCACAAUGACUUGCAAAGUUCCCAUCUCCAUUGGGAAACACUACAAGGAAGAGUAA